This is a messenger RNA of Scaptodrosophila lebanonensis, 687 nucleotides long. RefSeq lists its product as uncharacterized. The transcript is spliced from 3 exons. NCBI's taxonomy places the organism in Eukaryota, Metazoa, Arthropoda, Insecta, Diptera, Drosophilidae. Bases 30 to 629 code for a protein of 199 amino acids. The record is from RefSeq and is a predicted model, not a curated record.
GCCGAGCAAUAAACAGUCGUGUCUGAAACAUGAGACCAGCAAUAACCAAAAACUAUCACAGCACACUGUUGCUCCUGCUACUCUCCUCUGGAGUAGGACUGAUCCAGGCAAAUACUCUAAACAGCUGCUAUAGCUGCAAUGGCAUCAGCUGCCAGCGAACCUCACUGCUGAAGGAGAUUCAGUGCCAAGAUUUGCUAGACUACUGUGUGACCAUCUUUGAUGGCUCCGAGGUGUUAUACAAAGGUUGUUCCUUAGAAAUCCCGACUGAACUGCGAAGUCGCUGCGAUUCUGCUGGCUCUGGAACCUGCACCAAAUGUAAUACCAAUCGGUGUAAUAACAUAGGCUCGCCAGAGUUCGCCUGCCUGCAGUGUGAUUCUAGCAAGGAUACCAACUGCGCAGAGAACGCCGCCGUCCUGGAUCCCCAGCCCUGUGGGGCCCCAACAGCGCCCAAUUCCUAUUGCUUUGUGAAACAGUCGGAUGUCGUGCAACGCGGCUGUGCAACAACAGUGGCAGAUCAGCAGAAGUGCCUGGCAGAUGAAAAUUGCUCGCUCUGCUCGCCCUCUGAUGUCAAACGCUGUAAUAGCAUAAGCGUUGCAGUCAAGAGCAAGCGAUUUCCUAGAUUUCUGUAAUAGAUAUCUAAACCAUUCUAUGUGUCUCAAUAAAGUGAUAAUAAUUGGACAGUAAAAA